AUGAAAAUCCUGUUCAGUGACGUUCUGCUGCUCAGCCUGCUCUCCAGCGUGUUCAGCAGCUGUCCCAGGGACUGUCUCACCUGCCAGCAGAAGCUCCGCCCGGACCCAGACAGCUUCAACUUGAAGGUGUGCAUCCUCCAGUGUGAAGAAAAGGUCUUGCCCAGUCCUCUCUGGACUGCAUGCGCCAAAGUCAUGACCAGCGGCUCUGGGCAGCUCAGCCCUGCUGACCCAGAGCUCGUGUCAGCGGCUCUUUACCAGCCAAAAGCCUCGGAGAUGCAGCACUUGAAGCGAAUGCCCCGGGUCAGGAGCUUGGUGCAAGCGACAGAUACAGAACCCAGCACAGAUGAUGCCGAGCAGGUGGAGCAGAAGCAGCUGCAGAAGAGGUUUGGGGGCUUCACUGGGGCCCGGAAGUCAGCCCGGAAGUUGGCCAACCAGAAGAGGUUCAGUGAGUUUAUGAGGCAGUACCUGGUCCUGAGCAUGCAAUCCAGCCAGCGCCGGCGCACUCUGCACCAGAAUGGCAUCCAGGUGAUCCCCCGAACAGCAUGUGUCCACGCCCAGACCUGCCGGCCGGGAAUCAGGAUUCCUUCUUCCCUGAGGCACUGAGUACCCACAGCACCUCCCUGUGCCCCGUCCUCACCCUCUUCCCCACGGCAUGUUUCACCGCAACCCUGUUGCUAUAUCAGAGUGUAUUUUUGUAAUUCCUCCAGCUAACAUUUU
Peromyscus eremicus (cactus mouse) is the source of this 717-nucleotide messenger RNA. It is a transcript of the gene Pnoc, whose product is annotated as prepronociceptin. Lineage: Eukaryota; Metazoa; Chordata; Mammalia; Rodentia; Cricetidae. The transcript has 3 exons. The record is from RefSeq and is a predicted model, not a curated record. Gene Ontology annotation, biological process: neuropeptide signaling pathway; chemical synaptic transmission; sensory perception. Gene Ontology annotation, molecular function: opioid receptor binding. The coding region runs from base 1 to 603 and encodes 200 amino acids. Gene Ontology annotation, cellular component: dendrite; axon terminus; plasma membrane.